Drosophila kikkawai is the source of this 1764-nucleotide messenger RNA. The record is from RefSeq and is a predicted model, not a curated record. NCBI's taxonomy places the organism in Eukaryota, Metazoa, Arthropoda, Insecta, Diptera, Drosophilidae.
AUGGAGUAUCGAAUGAAAUUGCAAAAGUUUCUCAAAAUUGUCGAUUAUAUAUUUGUUGAAUAUAUACCUUUCCCAAAAUAUACUUAUCCAAUCAUUAACCUCGUUUAUAGGAUGCUUUUCCACUGGUUCCGUCAGUACUGCCUGUCCACAUCCCACACCGUGGUGUUGGACACCAACUACGGAAAAGUAUGUGGCCUCCAAAGAAAGACGGCGUACGAUGGGGAGCUGUACUUCGCCUUUGAAGGAAUACCUUAUGCCAAGCCUCCUGUGGGUGAGAUCCGGUUCAAGGCUCCACAACCGCCGGAGCCCUGGCAAGGAGUGCUAAAUUGCACAACCUAUCGAUCCAAGCCCCUUCAACGCAAUAUGGUGCUGGGAUUUGUAGAGGGCAGUGAGGAUUGUCUGCAUCUAAAUAUAUAUGUAAAAACCCUGGUAUCGGACAAGAAGCUACCAGUGAUCGUAUUUAUAUAUGGCGGGGUAUUCCAAAAAGGAGAGGCCUCUCGUGACUGCUACAGUCCGGAUUACUUUAUGAACCGGCAGGUGGUUUUUAUUACGUUCAACCACAGAGUAGGAGCAUUGGGCUUUCUCAGUUUUAAGGAUCCAAAGUUGGACAUUCCAGGAAACGCAGGACUCAAGGACCAAGUUCAGGCCCUCCGAUGGAUCAGCCAGAACAUUGCCCACUUCAAUGGGGAUCCCAACAACAUCACUCUGAUGGGCCUAAGCGCAGGAGCAUCCUGUGUUCACGUGAUGAUGAACACGGAACAGACACGAGGUCUGUUCCACAAGGCAAUCCUGCAAUCCGGAUGUGCACUGAGUGAAUGGGUGAAUUAUCCUGAUUUUAACUGGGCCCUCCGUCUGGCCCAGAAAAUGGGUUACAAAGGCGGCGAAAAGGAAGCAGACAUAUUUCGCUUUCUUAACGGAAUUUCGUCGCAUCAGAUAGCUUCAAAUGACCAAGAUGUGGUAACACAGGAUGAAAAGCGGAAUUUUCUAGUAUAUGCAUUUGGACCCGUGGUAGAGCCUUAUGAGGCAGGCCAUUGCGUGGUGCCCAGAAGACAUAAAGAUCAGCUAUCAGAGGCCUGGGGUAAUCGUAUACCCGUUAUAAUGGGGGGAAGCUCAUUUGAGGGGCUGUUCUGCUACCAGAUGACGAGGGAUGAUCCCUGGUUUCUUAGGAACUUCCACAAUAUCCUGCCGCGAGAAGUGAGUGAACCCUGCACUGAGGAAGAGCGGAAUAUACUCGUGCGACGCAUCAAGAAGCACUACUUCGGCAACGAGGAGCAGCAAGCUAUGGGUUUGUUCGAUGUACUGAAUAUCUGCUCCCACCGCCAGAUAUGGCACGACAUGCACCGCUUGGUUCUCGCUCGAAGGACCUACGCUCCUGAUACUCCAACUUAUUUGUAUAGAUUCGACUUCGACUCCCCGCACUAUAAUCUAUUCCGGUGGUUAGUCUGCGAGGAUGAUACUCGGGGUGUGUGCCAUGCCGACGAGCUUUCUUACCUCUUUUAUACGGCACUUUCUACACACCUUGAUAAAUCAUCGGAAGAGUACCAGACAAUCGAGCGGAUGGUGGGCAUGUGGACAUCGUUUGCAGGGACGGGAAAUCCCAAUUGUCGGGAAAUAGGAGACGCCAAGUGGGAGCCUCUCCAGCGGAUGGAAAGCGGAGUGGAGCGGUGCUUCAACAUCAGCAAAGAGCUGGACAUGAGGGUACUGCCAGAGGCCGACUCGAUGGCAAUGUGGGACUCCUUGUAUCCCAAAGGAUCUCUUUUUUAA